Molecule: messenger RNA, 603 nt
Organism: Staurois parvus
Lineage: Eukaryota; Metazoa; Chordata; Amphibia; Anura; Ranidae
Source: the annotation of a GenBank genome assembly
CUGUCUGCAGUCUCUGGUCAUCCCCUGUCCUGUCCGCAGUCUCUGGUCAUCCCCUGUACUGUCCGCAUCUCUGGUCAUCUCCUGUACUGUCCGCAGUCUCUGGUCAUCUCCUGUACUGUCCGCAGUCUCUGGUCAUCUCCUGUACUGUCCGCAGUCUCUUGGUCAUCUCUGGUCAUCUCCUGUACUGUCCACAGUCUCUGGUCAUCUCCUGUACUGUCCACAGUCUCUGGUCAUCCCCUGUACUGUCUGCAGUCUCUGGUCAUCUACCGUACUGUCCGCAGUCUCUUGGUCAUCCCCUGUACUGUCUGCAGUCUCUGGUCAUCUCCUCUACUGUCUGCAGUCUCUGGUCAUCCCCUGUACUACGGCCGUAGUCUAUGGUCAUCUCCUGUACUGUGUCAGCAGUCUCUGGUCAUCUCCUGUACUAUGUCUGCAGUCUCUGGUCAUCUCUUGUACUGUCCGCAGUCUCUGGUCAUCUCCUGUACUGUGUCCGCAGUCUCUGGUCAUCUCCUGUACUGUGUCCGCAGUCUCUGGUCAUCUCCUGUACUGCGUCCACAGUCCUCUGGUCAUCUCUUGUGCUAUGUCUGCAGUCUCUGGUCAUUUGCU